Rotaria sp. Silwood1 is the source of this 681-nucleotide messenger RNA. Lineage: Eukaryota; Metazoa; Rotifera; Eurotatoria; Philodinida; Philodinidae. The record is from the annotation of a GenBank genome assembly.
AUGACUCCUGCAACCACUUUCUUUGUCCUCAUAGAACUUUUCUUGACUAAUUCAAUAUCUGGCAGUAAUCGAAACUUAGAUGUUGUUAUUGUCGGUGCAGGUCCUGCUGGCAUUGCUGCAGCCAUUGACCUUAAAAAAGCUUCAACACCAGUGACAAUGACGAUAUUGGAAGCACGAGAUCGUGUGGGAGGACGAGUCUAUACCGAUACACGUACAUUCGGCAAUGGUGUGUCGGCUGAUAUUGGUGCCGAAUGGAUUCACGCUUACGGUGUAAAAAAUCCCCUAUAUAGUCUACAUCGACAACUGCAAACAAACGAAGAGAGACAAGGUGAUGACUAUUUUCAUUUCUUCGAACCUGAAGGGACUGGAUGCUACGAUACGACUGGUCUCAUUGUAUCACGUCAGACAUGUGUAAGAGCUCAAUAUAUCAUGGAUAAGUUAUUUUCACCAAAAUAUAAAGCCAGUAUAAGAAUUCGAGACGUAUCAGCUCGAGGAAUGAUUCAGCCUGAAUACGAAAAAAUAUCUGAAGUACAAAUAAAAAGACUUGUUGAAGCUAUGUUUAUCGGAAAAGAGCAAUAUGAAGCUGUCGAUCUUAAUCGACUAUCUGCUAGGCAAACAUUCUUCGAUGAUUCACCUGGUGAUGAUGAAGAAGAACAGGGUGAAGAUAUGGCUUUGCAAUAA